This is a messenger RNA of Fulvia fulva, 3177 nucleotides long. RefSeq names its product Importin-11. Gene Ontology annotation, cellular component: cytosol; nuclear envelope. Gene Ontology annotation, molecular function: small GTPase binding. The coding region runs from base 1 to 3177 and encodes 1058 amino acids. Gene Ontology annotation, biological process: protein import into nucleus. The transcript has a single exon. Lineage: Eukaryota; Fungi; Ascomycota; Dothideomycetes; Mycosphaerellales; Mycosphaerellaceae. The record is from RefSeq and is a predicted model, not a curated record.
AUGCCUUCCUUCACCAUCGAGGUGCCCGGCGAGGCCAAUCCACUUUCCACAGAGAACAUCGUUUCCACCUUACAAGCAGCGUCUUCCUCGCAUCCGAACCAGAUCCAGACCGGGACGAAGCAGCUCGCGCAAUGGGAGAAAGAACCUGGCUACUACCGCGGCUUACAAGAGGCAUAUCUGACUACCGCUUUGCCCAUCGAAGUCCGCUAUCUGGCCAUCAUCCAACUCAAGAACGGCAUCGACAAGUACUGGCGGAAAACUGCAACGAAUGCCGUGUCAAGUAGCGACAAGCAAGUCAUACGAGGAUGGCUUUUGGAAGGAGCGCUCGGCCAGGAGGACAGGCGAUUAGCUUUGCAGGCCGCGCUGGUUGUUGCGAAGAUCGCCAGGUAUGAGUACCCCAAUGACUGGCCGGCGGCCAUCUCGUGCUUUCUAGAUGCAAUGCGCGGGCCAGGCAUGACUCCAGUCCGGUCGCGAAAUGCGCUGCUGACGCUGCUACACAUUAUCAAGGAACUUUCCACUGGCCGGUUACAGCGCACUCGACAGUACUUGCAAGCAGCAACGCCGGAAAUCUUGGCUGUGGUCGGCGGCAUCUACGCUCGUACUGUCGAUGCAUGGCAGCAUAAGCCUACCGCCGAGGACAUGGAAUACGGUCUUCUGGCUAUCAAAGCCCUUCGGCGGUUAUUGAUCUUUGGCUACGAGCAUCCCAACCGUGAUGCAGAUGUGGUCUCUUUCUGGACUUUAACGUUGCACCACUUGAGCUCAUUCAUAUCCUUACCCUCGGCAUCCAAUAGUGGCCUCCCACAGGAAGCAGUUGUGCUACUCGGGAAGCAUACUGUACAACUCGCAAAGCUCCACCACGAAAUGGCACGCGAUCAUCCUGCUGCGUUCGCCCUUCUCCCCAACUCACUCGAGUUGACGAGUUCGUACUGGAGUCUGGUGAAGGAGUUUGGGAACGUCUUCGGCUCGAAAGAAGCCACUGUUGCGGCUUCGCGAAGUACGCAAAUCGGUACUGACGGCGAUGCCUCAGACGACAAGCCUUUCACUGAGAAGAUCGCUCUCAAAGGCUUAUUGUUGAUCCGCGCCUGUGUUAAGAUGGUGCAUAAUCCGACUCAGACGUUCAAAUACAAGACACCGGAAGACAAAGAGGAGAAGAAACGUGCGACCGACGUACUCAAGCAGACACUUCUGACCGAGAGCUUCGUCCGCGAAGCCAUGGAAACUCUGGUCACCAAGUUCUUCGUGUUCAGAGCUAGUGACUUGCGCGAGUGGCAAGAAGAGCCCGAAGAGUGGGAGAAGCGUGAAGAAGGCGAUGGGGAAGACUGGGAAUUCUCUGUGCGCUCAUGCUCGGAGAAGCUCUUCCUGGACCUCGCCAUCAACUACAAAGACAUCAUCGUUCAACCUCUGUUGAGUGUCCUUUACUCGGUGGCGAAUCAACAGAAUGACGAUGUGCUGUUCAAGGAUUCUGUGUAUACAGCCAUUGGUCUCUCCGCAGCAGUCGUGCAUGAGCAGCUCGACUUCGACGCUUUCGUCAGGGAUGUCCUUGUCGUCGAGGUUCAGAAAGAAGCUCCCGGCUAUAACAUACUGAGACGUCGUGCAUCAAUCCUUCUUGCGCAGUGGAUUCCGAUCAAGAUAUCAGAUGAAAGCAAGCCCCUGGUGUAUCAGAUCUUCCAGCAUUUAUUGAAUCCCGACGACCAGCUCAACGAUCAGGUUGUGCGAGUUACGGCGGGACGACAGUUCUUGAACAUCGCAAAUGACUGGGAGUUCAAGCCAGAACAAUUCUUGCCCUACGCCCAAACCGUGCUCACACAGCUAAUGCAGCUGAUCGGGGAAGUCGAGCUGACGGAUACCAAGAUGGCACUGCUGAACACCAUCAGUGCGCUUGUGGAGAGGCUCGAUAGCCACAUCACACCCUUCGCCGAGCGCAUUGUGAGCCUGCUACCAGGUCUUUGGGAAGACUCUGGCGAGGAGCAUCUGAUGAAGCAAGCUGUACUGACCGUACUGGCACGACUUGUCAAUGCCAUGAAAGGCGACUCGUUGCCACUGCAUCCAUUGGUGUUCCCUAUCAUUAAGGGUGCCGUUGAGCCAGGCUCGGAAACACAAGUCUACUUGCUCGAAGACGCACUAGAGCUCUGGGGAGCCGUCCUGGUACAGACACCCACAGACUCGGCUUCGCCUCAGCUCCUUGACCUCGUGCAGUACCUCUAUCCACUUUACGAGCUUGGCUCAGACGGUCUGCGGAAAGCACUGGAGAUAACAGAGUCGUACUUCAUUCUCGCACCACAGCACAUGCUAUCUGCGCCAGUUCGACCUGCUAUGUUUAUUGCACUUUCGAAGCUAAUGGGUUCACUUCGACCAGAAGCAAAUGGAUCUGUCUGUACUCUGCUCGAGACCAUACUUCGCUACAGUCAGAGUCCAGACGUCGCCUCUACACUUCCAUUAGGCAACUUCAAUGACGCCUCGUUCAUGAUCAUGUACGAGCUCGCUCAGGCGUCAGAUCCAGAGACAGGAGAUGUCGGUCUCUUUCCAAAGCUGAUUCGUGCCCUUCGUGGUAGCUACCUGGCACAUUGCACCACCGGGCCAAAUGCCAAAGAGGCUACAGUCGCUGGCAUCGUCGAGACCGACUACUUUGCGAUAUUCGCUCGUGCCAUCUUGUGCUCUCUGGACGGCUUCAUGCAUACCCUGCAGUACUCCGCAUCUGUUGCAUUCUCCGAGCAACAGCCACUGGAAGCACUGAUGAAGUGGCUACUCGAAGAAUGGUUCUCCCACUUCGAGAACAUCGGCGACCCCAGCAGACGAAAAUUAAUGUGCCUCGCACUCACAAAACUGCUCGAGACCGGCCAACCGUUCAUCCUGAUGAGCCUGCAAAGUCUGAUGACAACAUGGACUGACGUCGUCACUGAGCUGAGAGAGGAUGCAGCAGAUGUAGGCGGCGACUCACUCGUACGCAGCGGGCCCUCGAAUGGCUACACCGAUGGCCCCGAGGCACCAGAGGAUGUUCGAAGGCGGUUACUGGCGGAUAGUGAUCAGGUCCACAGCAUCAAUCUGCCGGAAUGGAUCAAGCAUUAUCUGCAGCAGACUAUUGCUGCGAGUGGUGGGUAUGAGCAGUUCCGGGCGCAGUGGUUGGUGAAUGUGGAUCAGGAUGUCGUGAAGGGGUUCUCGGCUCUUGGCAUCAUCUAG